Messenger RNA from Arvicanthis niloticus (Nile rat), 2531 nucleotides. It is a transcript of the gene Dap3, whose product is annotated as death associated protein 3. Gene Ontology annotation, molecular function: structural constituent of ribosome. The record is from RefSeq and is a predicted model, not a curated record. Gene Ontology annotation, cellular component: mitochondrial ribosome; mitochondrial small ribosomal subunit. NCBI's taxonomy places the organism in Eukaryota, Metazoa, Chordata, Mammalia, Rodentia, Muridae. Gene Ontology annotation, biological process: apoptotic process.
GGCCGCCGCCGCCUUCGCCCCCACCCCUCAAGCGUGCGCCUCCCACAAUCCCCCCCGCGGGACGUUCCAUUGCGCGCGGCUGCCGGGGCAGGGGAGAAGCGGACACGCCCGCGUAGAUAAAGCUUGCCACCGGGACGGGAAUCUCUCGAGUAGCGAGCCAAGGGACCUAGGCACGGACCUCCUGGGACGGGCCGCCGCGACGCCAAGGCUUGCUGCCCGCUUCCGGCCGCGGGGCGGGUGGCUCGGUGCCCCUCCGCUGGGCUGUGGUUGCAGCCGCGGCGACUGCGCGUUGGGUAGCUUCCUGCCACACGACCCGAGCUUGCUUCACAGCUGCAGGACGGGCGCCUCAGAUCCAACCUCCUGCAGUGUGUGCGGGUCACCGAAGCUGGAGUUCUAGUGGUGGACGCGUGAGAGCAAAGACCAUGGUGACAGGAGUAACAAGGCUUUUCUUCAGGGUCCAGAAGUUGGACCCCAGGUGUUUUUUGCACGUGAAUGUCCAGUCACUGCAGAACAAUCAGGUUCCAGCUGAGCGUCCCAGGUCUGUUUCCCGCACCAGUGACAGUGACCCAGCUAAGCAUGGGGAGCAGCAUGAGGGUCAACACUAUAGCAUCCCCUUCCAGGAUCUGAAGACAGUGUUUCCUCAUGGCCUGCCUCCUCGAUACAUGAUGCAGGUGAAGACUUUUGGCGAAGCUUGUGUGAUGGUCAGGAAGCCAGCUCUUGAGCUUCUGGGCUACCUGAAAAAUACCAAUUUUGCUUAUCCAGCUGUGCGAUAUCUUCUCUAUGGGGAGAAGGGGACAGGAAAGACCCUCAGUCUCUGCCAUGCUGUUCAUUUCUGUGCAAAACAUGACUGGCUGAUUGUACAUAUCCCAGAUGCUCAUCUUUGGGUGAAAAACUGCCGGGAACUUCUACAGUCCACUUACAACAAACAGCGCUUUGAUCAACCCUUAGAGGCCUCUACCUGGCUGAAGAAUUUCAAAACUACCAACGAGCGCUUCCUGAGUCAGAUAAAAGUUCAAGAGAAGUAUGUUUGGAAUAAGAGAGAAAGCACUGAGAAAGGCAGUCCUCUGGGAGAAGUUGUUGAACAGGGCCUAACCCGAGUGAGGAAUGCUACUGACGCUGUUGGGGUUGUGCUGAAGGAGCUGAAGACUCAGAGUGCCCUGGGGCUCUUCCACCUCCUGGUGGCUGUGGAUGGAGUCAAUGCCCUCUGGGGAAGGACCACGCUGAAAAGAGAAGAUAGAACCUUGAUUGCCCCAGAGGAGCUCGCCCUUGUCCACAAUGUAAGGAAAAUGGUGAAAAAUGACUGGCAUGGAGGUGCAAUCGUGUUGAGCUUGAGCCAAACCGGGUCUCUCUUUAAGUCCAGAACCGCCUAUUUGCCGCAUGAGCUGCUGGGAAAGGAAGGAUUUAAUGCCCUAGAGCCUUUUCUUCCCAUCCUCAUUCCCAACUAUAAUCCAAAGGAAUUUGAAAGUUCCUUUCAGUAUUACUUAGAGAACAACUGGCUUCAGCAUGAGAAAGCUUCAACAGAAGAAGGGAGGCAGGAGCUGAGGUUCCUGAGUAACUGCAACCCUGGGCAGCUGGAGCGGCUCUGCGCCUCACUGUGAGCCUGCGCAGUGCACCAUGCUGGGAAGACACGGUUCCUCCAACUACCUCGCAUGAGGAAGUCCCAGGGUUCCAAGCUGAACACCCUGACCUGGCUCUGAUAGACAUGUGACGAUACAAUGUUUUGUUGUCCUACAACUAACACCAGUUUACUGUUAGGAUUUUUACAUUUUUACAUUAAAGGUAGAUAUGUUUCUGAGUGCUGUAUUAGAUUUACAGCAAGGAAAGUUCUCACACUGGCCAGAUUCAAUUUCUCUGGCAUUCUGUUUGUUGGCAUCUGAAGAAACUCAGUUCUACAGAAAUUUCUAGUUCUGUCUUCUGGAUAUAAAUCAGUUCAGGAAGCCAAGAUUCACAGCCCAGUUCCUCCUAGACAGGUAACUUCUCAAUUUCUGUUUGUACUUUCUUGAUUCUGCAGAACAUCUCUGAAGUUCCAACUGAGUUCUGGCAGGAUGAUGUGGCCAGCCCCUUGCUACACCACAUAGUCCUGAGAACGUCCAUUGACACUAAUGCAGACAGAAGGGUAUCUAUGUACACGCCUAACAGAAGUGAAGACACAGUCACUCAAAUCAGAGUUGACACUUUUUACUUCUACUGUUGUUUGCACACAUCAGAGUUCAGGACAACAGUGUAACGUCUGCCCUCUCCUUCUGUGUUCAUAUGGCUUUGGGAGGACAAACAUUGUCAGGCAUGCAGGUUACAUGGCAAAUGCCAUUACCCACUGUAGCCAUCUCACUGGCCCUGGAAAACUACCACACCCAGGUUGCUGCUGUGAUUUAAAGAGGAAAAAAAAAUUUUUUUGUCUUGCUUUAUUUUCUGAAACCAAAUCUCACAGCACAGACGUACCACAACUUCUCUGCAAGGAUCAUCUUAAACUCCUCCCACCUCCACCUAAGUGCUUAGGUUAAAUAAAGGGGUCAUGCCCAGAGAGAAUCCAG